AUGUCUUUUGCGGCAAUGAAAUUCGGGGAAACGCAUAAGAAACUAGAAGGUAUUAUGAAUCAAUUAGGUAUCCAAAUAGCAGUGAACCUAAUGAUCAAGCGAGUUUGGUUUUCGCAUGAAGGAAUAUACGAAGCUCAAAAAG
Ambispora leptoticha is the source of this 142-nucleotide messenger RNA. NCBI's taxonomy places the organism in Eukaryota, Fungi, Glomeromycota, Glomeromycetes, Archaeosporales, Ambisporaceae. The record is from the annotation of a GenBank genome assembly.